UUGUGACCAGAAAUUGCAAUAAUUGUGGAAUUAACAAAUAUUUAAUUUUGUUAUAUUGAAUUGGUAAUAUUUUAUAAUGGCGCACAUGUCACAUAUGUUACCGCAAGCGUCAACAACACCAGGCGUUUCGUCCGGUAGCUCUUCCCGUACAAUGUCGCUCAUGGAGAAACAAAAGUAUAUUGAGGAUUAUGAUUUUCCUUACUGCGAUGAAAGCAGUAAAUACGAAAAAGUGGCCAAAAUUGGCCAAGGUACAUUCGGCGAGGUCUUCAAAGCACGCGAAAAGAAAAGUAACAAAAAAUUUGUUGCCAUGAAGAAGGUGCUCAUGGACAAUGAAAAAGAGGGCUUUCCCAUUACGGCUUUGCGUGAGAUUCGCAUCUUGCAACUGCUCAAGCACGAAAAUGUGGUCAAUCUGAUAGAGAUAUGUCGCACUAAGGCCACUGUACACAAUGGAUAUAGAUCGACUUUCUAUUUGGUAUUUGAUUUCUGUGAGCACGAUUUGGCUGGUUUGCUAUCCAAUAUGAAUGUGAAAUUCAGUCUGGGCGAAAUUAAGAAAGUUAUGCAGCAGCUGCUCAAUGGCCUCUACUACAUACACAGCAAUAAGAUUCUGCAUCGCGACAUGAAGGCCGCCAACGUACUGAUCACAAAACAUGGUAUUUUAAAGCUGGCCGACUUUGGUUUGGCCCGCGCGUUUAGCAUUCCAAAGAACGAGUGCAAAAAUCGAUAUACAAAUCGCGUUGUAACACUAUGGUAUCGUCCACCGGAGCUGUUGCUCGGUGAUCGCAACUAUGGUCCACCUGUGGAUAUGUGGGGCGCAGGCUGCAUUAUGGCUGAGAUGUGGACACGUUCGCCUAUUAUGCAGGGCAAUACAGAGCAGCAGCAGCUGACCUUUAUAUCACAACUGUGCGGUUCCUUUACUCCAGACGUUUGGCCAGGCGUCGAGGAGCUAGAGCUGUAUAAAUCGAUUGAGCUUCCAAAGAAUCAGAAGCGACGCGUCAAAGAGCGUCUGCGUCCGUAUGUCAAAGAUCCCACUGGCUGUGAUUUGCUAGACAAACUGUUAACUCUCGAUCCAAAGAAACGUAUCGAUGCAGACACAGCUCUAAAUCACGACUUUUUCUGGACAGAUCCCAUGCCCAGUGAUCUGAGCAAAAUGUUGUCGCAGCAUUUGCAGAGCAUGUUCGAAUACUUGGCUCAGCCACGUCGCAGCAAUCAGAUGCGAAAUUAUCAUCAGCAGCUCACGACAAUGAAUCAGAAGCCGCAGGACAAUAGUAUGAUCGAUAGAGUCUGGUAGAUUGUAAGCCUAAAUUAAGUUUAGAUAUGAACAUAUACAAUUGUAAUUUACUGUAUAUGCAGCAAUUUGAAGAAGUUUCAGUCUUAAGUGUAUAUCAACAAAAAUAUUUUUAAAUAUACUGUUAGUGG
Molecule: messenger RNA, 1416 nt
Organism: Drosophila hydei
Lineage: Eukaryota; Metazoa; Arthropoda; Insecta; Diptera; Drosophilidae
Gene: Cdk9
Product: cyclin-dependent kinase 9
Exons: 4
Coding region: 77-1288 (403 amino acids)
Biological process (GO): protein phosphorylation
Cellular component (GO): nucleus
Molecular function (GO): cyclin-dependent protein serine/threonine kinase activity; ATP binding
Source: RefSeq, a predicted model, not a curated record